UUACAGGUUUCGCAGCUGCUCAUUCCCCGAUAUGUCUGAGAGUUUUGGUUUAAAUUUUGGCCUUUGAGCUUCAUUCCGCACCGCAUUGCCAGAAAUGGGCGCUUCAGAGUCUACUUUAUCAAGCCUACAGUCGCCAGAUGACAAAAUCACCACCAUAACCGAGCGAUCCGAAGCCGCUGACCCUAUUUUGGAGCGUCUCAAAUCUCUUAAAAUUAAACCGCCCAUAUUGACGUCUCCCCCAACAGAGGGUACUUUAACUGAUAUUUUAGUGAGGAAGCCUUCGUCCUCGCCGGUUUCAGUGAAUCCGAAGGUUUUACUGGAGCUCUUCUCAAUGUACCGUGAUUGGCAAGAGAAAAAUGCCCAAGAGAUAAGCAAAAAACAGGAGGAGAUAGAAAACAGAAUAGAAGUUGCAGAUGCUUUGGCAAUCAAACUUCUUCAGCGAUUUAAUUAUUCAAUGUCUACAAUGCAGGCUGCCUCACAGCAUCUAUCAGGAGUUCAUGCGUUGCAGGUGGAAAUUGGAGAGCUCAAAGGAAGGUUGACUGAAGUUAUCAGUAACUGCAAUGCAUUGUGCAAGAGGAUUGCAGCAGAGGGUCCGGAAUCUGUCCAGUCAUCUAUCAAACCUCUUGCAAUUGCUACAGCUGGUCAAGAAACCUGCUCUAGUUCAUCUAGUUUGCAGACAGUUUCAAAAACAAAUCCUUCUGCAGAAGAAUAGUUAGACUGACAGAUUUGGUUCUUUAGCUCAUAUUUUCAGAAGCUUCCUGCAUUCUUAUCGAAUUUGAGGAGAGUUUGAAGAAUGGUUGGAUAACAUUCACGUGAUAGACUAAAUUUUUUGUGGGCCAUGCUUUGAAUGGGGGACAUGAACUUUUCAUUAUUUGAGACGAACUCAUGGCAGCCUCAGAGCAACCAGGCCAUGUUACAAUGAUUUCUAUAAAAGGGGGCUAUGAUGCCUGUCACCGACACGCACGCAUUGGGAUUGGUUGCUAAUUGGUGGCAAAAAAUAAAAUAAAAUUGAAAAGACAUCAUAAAUAACACUUCCAUCAGAUGUAAAGUUAUCAUUUCAUCCAAUCGUUUUGUCCUUUCGUUUUAUUGGGUGGGAAGUUUUUGAGAGGUUUACAUUAUACAUUUCGACAUCUCAGGUGCAGAAAAUUGUGGCAAUUUCAGUGUAAAAUGAGCGCAUGAUCGUGUUAUUGUGCGACAUGUUGCCAAUGUUUUUAAAUAUGAUGUCAAACAAAUAAGAUAUAUUUUCUUGUGUACAAAAUUGUUCAUAAACAAGUCUGUACACAAGUGUGGAUGACAUCUGCUGUCUAUAAAUCUGAAGAUAGAUCCAAUAACAAUAUUACAAAAAAGAAAAAACAAGAAAGGAGUGCAUG
Molecule: messenger RNA, 1370 nt
Organism: Abrus precatorius (Indian licorice)
Lineage: Eukaryota; Viridiplantae; Streptophyta; Magnoliopsida; Fabales; Fabaceae
Exons: 6
Coding region: 95-712 (205 amino acids)
Source: RefSeq, a predicted model, not a curated record